UGGAUGACGCACUGGAAAGGGCGGGGCCACGGGCUGUUUCCGGCGCAAGCGCCCGUUUGAGGAAGCUGGAGAUCCCGACCACAGACGGAUUACACAGUAGAGAGGAAGACAUCACGUGAGAGUGAGACUCCCAGCAGACUUCUCCGUGUGUCAGGAGGACUGAGCAGGACCCAGAGCCCCAUCACGGUGCAUCCACCUCACUCACUGAUACAUGAGAGACACAAUGACCAGAAGAUCCUGGAACUCACCAACAAGAUCAUUCAGCUGCUGACUGGAGAGGAGGAGGAGUAUAUAGAGGAAUACAGGGAUCUGUACAAGAACGUGAUGAUGGAGAAUCACCGGCCCCUCACAUCACUGGAUGGGCCCAGUAACAGAGAUACCCAAGAGAGAUGUCCCCGUCCUCUGUAUUCCCAGGAUUGUACAGAGAAGAAUCAGAGGAUUCUGCAGGAGGAUCAGGGAGAAGAUCUGACUCUUAUUAAAGUAAAAGAUAUAAAGAAAGAAGAAGAAGAGACGUAUGUGACUGAUAUAAAGGCAGAAGAUAAAGAAGGAGAAGAAGAGACAUAUGUGACUGAUGAUAAUAAAGAAGAUAUAGAAGGAGAAGAAAAGAUGUAUGUAACUGAUAUGAAGACAGAAGAUACAGAGGGAGAAGAAGAGACGUAUGUGACUGAUAUAAAGGCAGAAGAUAUAGAGGGAGAAGAAGAGACGUAUGUGACUGAUAUGAAGGCAGAAGAUAUAGAGGUAGAAGAAGAGACGUAUGUGAGGGGUGAUCAGCAGUGUAAGGAGGAGGAAAUCCCUAGAGAUAUCGGCACAGCAGAUGGAUGCACAAGCAGGGAUCCUUUGGAGGGACAACUCAUUUUGUAUCCAGAUUUUAAAACAGAAAUUAACAUCACACAAGGUUCUUCAGAAGAAAACACCAUUACCGUAAAAACACAUCCAGUAUUUAUCAGUGCAGAUAAAUCAGCUGAGCCCUCUAAGCAUGAGGAAUGUUCUACUGAUAAAUCUGUUAUUGCUACACAAAGUGCAAUUGAUUCAAGUGAUACAGACUUUUCAUUUUCUGAGUGUGGUAAUAGUAAAUGCGUUUUAGUUAUACAUCAAAGUCACACAGGUGAAAAAUCAUUUCCAUGUUCUGAGUGUGGGAAAUAUUGUAAAACAAACAAAAGUCUAAUUAGGCAUCAGAGAUCACACACUGAGGACAAACCAUUUCCAUGUUCUGAGUGUGGUAAAUGUUUUAGAAGUAAAUCAGAUCUUGUUGAACAUCAUAGAAUUCACACAGGUGAAAAACCAUUUCCAUGUUCUGAGUGUGGGAAAUGGUUUAGAAGGAAAUCAGAUCUUGUUGUACAUCAGAGAACUCACACAGGUGAGAAACCAUACCCAUGUUCUGAGUGUGGAAAAUGUUUCAUAACUAAAGCACAUCUUGUUAGACAUCAGAGAAGUCACACAGGUGAGAGGCCAUUUCUAUGUUCUGAGUGUGGGAAAUGUUUUAUGCAGAAAUCAGUUCUUGUUGAACAUCAGAAAAGUCACACAGGUGAGAAGCCAUUUCCAUGUUCUGAGUGUGGUAAAUGUUUUAGAAAUAAAUCAGAACUUGAUGUACAUCAGAGAACUCACACAGGUGAAAAACCAUAUCCAUGUACUGAGUGUGGGAGAUGUUUUACAAGGAAAUCAGAUCUUAUUGCACAUCAGAGAACUCACACUGGUGAGAAACCAUUUCCAUGUGCUGAGUGUGGGAAAUGUUUCAUAAAUAAAUCUGAUCUUGUUGUACAUCAGAGAACUCACACAGGUGAGAAACCAUUUCCAUGUGCUGACUGUGGAAAGUGUUUCAUAACGAAAUCCGCUCUUGUUGUACAUCAGAGACUAGAGACUCACACAGGUGAGAAGCCACUUACUUGCUCUGAGUGUGGGAAUGCGUUUGCAUCUAAAUCAAGACUUGUUGUGCAUCAGAGACGUCACACAGGUGAGAGGCCCUUUCCAUGCUCUGAGUGUGGGAAAGGUUUCAUAACUAAAGCACAUCUUGUUAGACAUGAGAGAACUCACACAGGUGAAAAGCCAUUUCCAUGUUCUGAGUGUGGGAAUGUGUUUGCACGUAAAUCAUGUCUUCUUACACAUAAGAGAAGUCACACAGGUGAGAAACCAUUUCCAUGCUCUGAUUGUGGGAAAUGUUUUACACAGAAAUCAGUACUUGUUGCACAUCAGAGAAGUCACACAGGUGAGAAACCAUUUCUAUGCACUGAGUGUGGGAAAGGUUUCAUAACUAAAGCACAUCUUGUUACACAUCAGAGAACUCACACAGGUGAGAAACCGUUUACAUGCUUUGAGUGUGGGAAUGUGUUUGCACGUAAAGCAAGUCUUGUUGAACAUCAGAACACACACAGAGUAGCCAUUUGUAUGUUCUGAGUGCGGGAAAUGUUUUACAUAUAUCACUACUUUGAUCAGAGAAUGUUCACAGGGGGAAAUACAUUUCUGUGAGCUUAUAGACACGAGAUGAAGUUUCAGUAAUAUUUUAAAUGUAAAAUACAUUGAUAUGAUUCAGAAACACUAUAAACACAGGCAAAAGUGCAUUGUCAGUGUAAACUCAAAAGUAUGUAGACUUCCCAGAGUUAUGGAGGACAGGUAAAAUAAUGUAUGCACAUGCUCUCUUGUAUGGCGCUCACUAGAUUUCUGUUUUAUGUCAGUUACUAUGCUCUCUAUUGUUUGGAGCUCACUAAAUUUCUAUUUUAUAUCAGUUA
Molecule: messenger RNA, 2723 nt
Organism: Pseudophryne corroboree (corroboree frog)
Lineage: Eukaryota; Metazoa; Chordata; Amphibia; Anura; Myobatrachidae
Product: zinc finger protein 260-like
Exons: 6
Coding region: 325-2391 (688 amino acids)
Biological process (GO): regulation of transcription by RNA polymerase II
Cellular component (GO): nucleoplasm
Molecular function (GO): RNA polymerase II cis-regulatory region sequence-specific DNA binding; DNA-binding transcription repressor activity, RNA polymerase II-specific
Source: RefSeq, a predicted model, not a curated record